AUGCCGGAUCAACAAUAUCCUCACGCUGGGAGUUCACCACCAGCGCGCGACAGCGCUGUGAAUGUGGAAAAGCCAGACAACAAUGUUGUCUCUACGGAGUCGAAUCUGGAAACGAAACAAGUCACCCCCGAAGCAGGUAGCACGCACUCGAAAUCGACGGAGGAUUCGUCGGCGGCCAAGAACCCGGCAGACGAGCAUGAGUGGAUUCAGGGAAUACCGUUGUUUAUGGUCCUGGCGGGAGUGACGCUGGUGGUGUUUCUGAUGUUGUUGGAUGUGGCCAUUUUAUCUACGGCUGUUCCGGAAAUCACGAGUCAUUUUCACUCUUUGGAUGAUGUCGCUUGGUAUGGUAGUGCAUAUACGAUAUCGAGUGCGGCUCUUACGCCUCUGACGGGGAAGUUUUAUUCGCACUUUAGCUCGAAGUGGACGUUUCUUUUCUUCUUCGGUCUCUUCGAACUCGGAUCUCUCCUCUGCGGCGUGGCGAAUUCGUCGAAAAUGUUGAUUAUUGGACGUGCUGUCGGUGGUAUGGGCGGUUCGGGAAUGGUCAACGGCGCGUUGAAUAUUAUUGCUGGAGCGGUGCCGAUGCAAGGACGACCUCCGUUGAUCGGAAUCAUGAUGGGUGUCGGACAAUUAGGGCUUGUCCUGGGUCCUCUCAUCGGCGGUGCCUUCACCACCUACUCCUCCUGGCGAUGGUGCUUCUACGUCAACCUCCCCAUCGGCGGCCUCGUCGCCAUUCUCCUCGUCUUCACCAAGAUGCCCGAACAAGUCCCCAAACGCCCGCCCAUGGAAGUCUUCCGCGACAACUUCGUGGCCAAAUUCGACUUCCUCGGCUUCGUCCUCUUCGCGCCCGCCGCCAUCCAACUCCUCUUGGCCCUCCAGUACGGCGGACACGUAUACGCAUGGAACAGCUCGCGUGUGAUCGGCCUGUUCUGCGGUUCCGGCGCGACCUUCAUCGUCUUCUUCCUCUGGGAAUGGCGCGAGGGCGACAACGCUAUGAUCCCGCUGCGGAUUCUCGGUCGCCGGACCGUCUGGACCUCUUGUAUUCUGGCGAUGAUGUUCUUCGGAAUGACCAUGGUGUUGGCGUACUACCUGCCCAUCUACUUCCAGUCCGUGCGAGGCAGAACGGCCAUCAUGAGCGGCGUGGACCUCUUGCCGAACGUCAUCGCUCAGUUGAUUGCGGCCGUGGGGUCGGGUAUCUUGAUGGGUAAAGUCGGUUAUUAUCUCCCCUGGGCUGUCUUUGGUGCUGUCGUCACUACCAUCGGUAAUGGACUCUUGACCACCCUUUCGCCCACCACCUCUACGGGCCGAUGGAUCGGAUAUCAGAUCCUCGUGGGAUUCGGCCGUGGUGCAUGCAUGCAAGUCCCUAUGAUCGCCGUCCAAAACGCCGUCACCCCCACCGACGUCUCCCCCGCCAUGGCAACCCUCACAUUUUUCCAGACCUUCGGCGGCGCAAUCUUCCUCGCCAUCGCGGAGGUGAUCUUCGCCGAAGGUCUGCGCGAAAAGAUCCCCCAGUUCGCGCCCACCGUGAACGCCGAGACAGUGAUUGAGGCUGGUGCCACGGGGUUCCGGGACAUUGUGACGGGGAGCCAGUUGGGUGGGGUACUGUUGGCUUAUGCGAAGAGUAUCGGGGAGAUCUUUUAUAUGCAGAUUGGAUUGGGCGUGGUGGCGCUGAUCGUGGCGUUUGGAAUUGGGUGGAAGGAUAUUCGGAAGAAUGGGCAGAAGAAGCCGGGGGAGGUUAAGGGGGAGGAGAAGGUUUGA
This is a messenger RNA of Aspergillus affinis, 1755 nucleotides long. RefSeq names its product MDR family MFS transporter. Gene Ontology annotation, biological process: transmembrane transport. The record is from RefSeq and is a predicted model, not a curated record. The transcript is spliced from 8 exons. Lineage: Eukaryota; Fungi; Ascomycota; Eurotiomycetes; Eurotiales; Aspergillaceae. Gene Ontology annotation, molecular function: transmembrane transporter activity. Bases 1 to 1755 code for a protein of 584 amino acids.